CCUGUCGCCGUCGCCCGCGUCGCUAGCGCGCGGCAUCAGUUUUCCACACACCGGAAAAAUUGUGUCGCGAGUGCCUUGGACGCCUUAAUAAAAAAAAAACAACUAGGCACUAUAUUCUCUGUGGCUGUUUUCUUCUUUUUCUAAAUUCAAAACUGUGAUGGAUUAUGUGCAUGGCUGGUAAUAAGUGUGCGAAAAGUGUUUUCCUUUCGAGUGCGCCGGGGCCUCCCUUUCGUCGAUAGUUCAAUCUACAAAGCGCGAUGGAGCCCCCCCGCGGCCGCUGGCUGCCGGCCCUCGUGCUGCUCUGCUCCUUCGUCUGCACACAUUCUUCAUCUUCACAUUCCAAGCUUCACGAGCACCUGACAGCCGACGAGCUCCGAAGCGUGUUCCACGUGGAGCAUCGGGACCUGGUGCCAGCCUACCACCCCGUCACCCUGACGCACCGCCUGGCGCGCCGCCACAUCGCCACCACCACCCUCAACCAACACACGAAAACAAACGCCAAAACACCGCACGAAAAAACGCGCUCCAAACCGUGGAAGACUGAAACCGACCCACCCUCCUUGCUAAAUGACCAGAUGUUUAUGCGAGCGAGACAGGAGAUCAAAGACGUGGAUCUGAUUGGUGAGCUUAACACGACUGUCAGUGUCAACUUCGAUGUGUCAAAGUCUAGUGAGAGUGACAGUGAAGUGGUCAGUGAUCGUGAACAAGUGGUUGACGGGCAGGAGGAUGAUGUGCACAAGAUUGAGUUGGAGGCUUUCGGCAAGCCUCUGAAGCUGGUGCUGAGGAGGCAGGAGGGGUUGGUGAAGAAGGAAGGCCUGAAGAUGUUCAGGGCUCACGAGAACGACACGCAGCCUGACGGUGUUCACUACGAGGAGUUGGUUUCGGAGGGAGAGGAGGAACUCGGGGAACUGUUUCAGGACGAAGAGAACGGAGCGGCUCUUCUCAUCAGGAGACAUCCGAAACAUGGGAAGUUGCUGGUGGAAGGCUCGAUCGGCCACGGGCUCGUGAUCAGGCCGAUGCCGGACUCCGUCACCGCGGCGCAGGACGACGAGAUGUUCCUCGACCCCAGCAGCAUGGCCGACAUGGUGUCCAUAGACACAGGCCUGCCUAUUGUGCGAAGACAGCGAGUGGACCAGGAGCGGCUGGCGCGCGCGCUCAACGGAGCCUCCCACGUCAUCAUCAAGCGGGACCCCGGCACGGACGAGCAUGAGAGCGACUAUGCGUUUAUGGAGCCUGAUCAUCUAGCGAAGAGGUUCAGAAGGAAACGAUCGACGACCCACAGUCGCAGCAAGCGCGACGCGCCUUACGUCAUCUACCCAGAGAUUCUAGUUAUCGUCGACUACGACGGCUAUAGACUACACGGCGGCGACAACGUGCAGAUCAAGCGCUACUUCGUGUCGUUCUGGAACGGCGUGGACCUGCGCUACAAGCUGCUCAAGGGGCCCCGGAUACGGAUAUCCAUCGCCGGCAUCAUCAUAUCCAGGGGGCGCGACGCUACGCCGUAUCUUGAAAGAAACCGUGUAGGCAGAGACGCGAUAGACUCGGCAGCCGCUCUCACGGACAUGGGCAAGUACUUGUUCCGAGAGCGGAGGCUGCCGGUCUACGACAUUGCCGUUGCCAUCACCAAACUAGACAUGUGCAGAAGACAAUAUGCGAACGAUGCAUGCAACAGAGGGACGGCAGGUUUUGCGUACGUCGGCGGCGCGUGUGUGGUGAACAAGAGGCUGGAGAAGGUGAACUCUGUGGCCAUCAUCGAGGACACGGGCGGCUUCUCCGGAAUCAUCGUCGCCGCCCAUGAAGUCGGACAUUUACUAGGCGCAGUGCACGACGGCAGCCCGCCGCCCUCGUACCUCGGCGGGCCGGGCGCGGAGAAGUGCCGCUGGGAGGACGGGUUCAUCAUGUCGGACCUGCGACACACGGAGAAGGGGUUCCGCUGGUCGCCCUGCUCCGUGCAGAGCUUCCACCACUUCUUGAAUGGCGACACAGCAACCUGCCUAUACAACUCACCUCAUGAAGACGACUCGUUACCGCGCGUGUUGCCGGGCCGACUACUCACGUUGGACGCACAGUGUCGCAAGGAUCGGGGGACUAGCGCAUGCUUCAAAGACGAGCGUGUCUGCGCUCAGUUGUUCUGCUUCGACGCGGCGAGCGGCUACUGCGUGGCGUACCGGCCCGCCGCCGAGGGAUCCCCGUGCGGGGACGGACAGUACUGCAUAAACGGGCGCUGCAUCACGGAGCACGAGAACAUAAUCCCGGACUACUCGCAGCACACGCCCAGCUACGUGCGCCCGGACACCAGCCCCUUCUACAACAACGUCACCAGUUACGAAGCGACCACACAGCCAAUCAUACAAACCUCGCCGAUAGUAAACGAAUACAGCCCCAACUACUACAACCAGAACCAGAGUCCAAGUAUUUACACCAACAGUGUGCCUCAGACUACCGUGACCACCGCCAACCCUUACAAAUACUUCUACUACACUACGACCACCACGCAGAGACCUUACGAGUACAAAUACGUCACCACCCCGACAACCAUCACAUACCCGCCGUCUAUAAACAAAUACUCUGUGACCUCAACAAAGAGCCCUUACGAUUUCAAAGACUUCGCAACAAGAGUAACAGAAAGAAACGACCAGAAAAGAGGUUUCUAUAGUCGCGAUGAGUUCUCAAACUUUUUCCGGUCGACCACGAAGAGUCCGUACCAGGACAAAGGAAGGAAGACUUUGUAUAAAAUUGGGACGUACUACCAGGGGAAGUCUAGCGACAACUCUAUAAGGCCAGACGCCAAUUCUCAGCAAAUUUCCAUAGAACCAGCGAGACUGGUGUUCUCUUACCAGAGGAAUUUGACAUCGGGAGAAGUUAUACAUUAAGGAGAGAAGUGCCAAAAUGUGAUUAUAUUGCCGCCAUUAGGUUAGCGUGCACGCGGGCGAAGCACAGAAGACUGCACAGUUGGCGGCGCCAGCCGACCAGCCGUUACUACGACAUGAGUGCGACGAUGUAUAUGAAUGACUUACGCUCGCGGGUUCCUUGUCUCUUCACAUGACACUGGCAGAAAGUGUUUUUUUUUUCGUAAAUAUUCUCUCAGCUGCCAGUUUGAUUUUUGACAUUUCAUAUUGUUCAAAAAAUAAGCGGCAGAAUUCAAAUUUGGAAGAAUUAUUUUAGGCAAAAAGGGCCUUGCCAUCUAUUGUUUUCUUUAAAACUGUACAUUACUGAAAAUCUACAAAAUCUUACUUUACCAUGCCUUUAUUAUAUUCAAGUAUCGACAGAUAUCGUAAAUUUGUUGCUGUAGAUCGUAUAAAAAUGCUACUUUAAUAGUUACAGUAGUUAGGUAUAACAAGUAAUAAAAUCGUAUAUUGCAACCAGUUUAAAAUGUAGUUAAAUUGACAAGGAAACCGCGACGUAGACAUAAUGUGUGUGAAUUAAAAAGAAAAGUGUCGCGACGAACAUUAUUGAAAAUGUCCGACACACAAAUCUGCGAGUGAUAUUUUAAUGUGAUGAUUGUGUUAUUGUUAAUGGACGCUAAGUACACUAGAAUAUUUUAAUUUUUAUAUAAAUAUAGAUAUUUGACGAACAAACAGAUCUUAUAUGAACUCCUUGUGAUUCAAACUUCGGUUGGUAUUUUGGAUAUAUUUUUAGAAAUACUCUUUUUAGAUUACUUUUGUUUGUAAACGGUUGUUACAGUUACGUCCUAAGUUUACGUAAAAGAAACUGCCACAAAGUGCCUUUUAUAUAAAUAGUAUUGUUUAAGAAUUAUUGUAAAUGACAUGUAUAAGUUUUUUUAUAUACACAAAUGUAUUUUACAGAGGUCGCGACAGGAUCGCAUAUUUCUAAACGAGAUUUUUUUCUCAAAAAUGUACGUCUUAAUUUUUAUUUGCACUCGUAAUUGGGGUUUUUUAAUUCGAUUACUUUGUAACAAUUAAGUCUGUUUUUAAUGCUAAAAUUAUUUAUGUCACACUCUAGUUCUUUAAUUGUAAAGUUACCAAUAGCUUAAUUUAAAAAAAAAUAUUUUUCGGCAAUUAUUUACCGGUGAAACUUGCCCAUUUUAAUUUCAUGUAUUUAUUUAUUCACGAACAAUGAGCUUUUCUACUAUAAUUCUGUACUUCCCCGAAUUGCCUUAACUUAAGAAAAAUGAGAAUAGAAAAGUAUUGAAAAC
Messenger RNA from Plutella xylostella (diamondback moth), 4156 nucleotides. The record is from RefSeq and is a predicted model, not a curated record. NCBI's taxonomy places the organism in Eukaryota, Metazoa, Arthropoda, Insecta, Lepidoptera, Plutellidae.